Messenger RNA from Lecanosticta acicola, 618 nucleotides. The record is from the annotation of a GenBank genome assembly. Lineage: Eukaryota; Fungi; Ascomycota; Dothideomycetes; Mycosphaerellales; Mycosphaerellaceae.
AUGGCGGCCCCUUAUCCAACGAAAUGGGAACCCUGGAAACCAACUCCUCUACCAAGUCCACGACGCAAUCUCUUCAGCCUUUCGCCCUCUAAGGAAUUCCUCCACAAUAUGUUCGAGAAAAAGAACAACCCCAUCACGCAGGCCGUCGAAUGCUGCUUCCGAUGUCCCAACGAAAGCCUCCAAAAUUCCGACCAUGGCUACUGGCACGAUUUCUUCUACUACUGGCAUCGCGACCGCCAUCACCCGGGCCUGCACUCCGUCGAAUGCUGCACCGGCUGCUGCGUCCGCUCUCUCACCAACCAAAGCGCCUCAUCAACCAUGCUCCAGCGAGGUGAACUCGCAGCUUCCAGCGCGUGGGACAUUUUGCAGAGAGAGAUCUCGGGCUUCUUCGUGCUCUGGGUGUUUUUCACGGUGACUUACUAUCUCACGAAAUGGUUUCGGAGGGGCAAGAGGCGGGUGGGAUUCGGGGUGAAUGGGUUGGUAUGGGUCGUGGCUGUUACGCUGGUGGCUGCUCUGGCGCCGGAUGGGAGUCAGUUUGUGAAGGCUGGGGUUCUCUUGGGCGCGAUUGUGGGGUUGAGGGCUGGUUGGGAUUUUUUUUGGGAGGAACUCUGGUUGUGA